This is a messenger RNA of Brassica oleracea var. oleracea, 963 nucleotides long. Its product is annotated as mitogen-activated protein kinase kinase kinase 1-like. Gene Ontology annotation, molecular function: zinc ion binding; ubiquitin protein ligase activity. The record is from RefSeq and is a predicted model, not a curated record. NCBI's taxonomy places the organism in Eukaryota, Viridiplantae, Streptophyta, Magnoliopsida, Brassicales, Brassicaceae. The transcript has 2 exons. The coding region runs from base 23 to 856 and encodes 277 amino acids.
UAACGGAUUUCUUACAAAACUAAUGGAAUCUGUCGGGUCCAAUGACUCCGAUCAAAUAUCUCCCUACGUCAGUAACCGAGACCAACGUCAUCUCUUGGCUCAUCAACCGGUGGAAGAUCGGAUCAUUCGAGCUCUCCGUCACAGGCUCCGUUUACUCAGCCGUCCAAACGACGCUACUUUCCACGUCCUAGGUGCCACGUGUAACGUCUACACCGUGACGCUAACGGCCACGCCGACUUGUACUUGUCCCGACCGUAAGAAGCCGUGUAAACACAUCUUGUUUGUCUUAAUCCGAGUUCUUGGCAUUCCACUCGACGACAAGUGUCUCCGGCAGCGGAAACUCCGGCCAUGUCUUCUUUAUCGUCUCGUCUCCGCUCCCACACGACCUGACUGCCUCGCUAGCUUCCACCUCCAGCAACGGUUUCUCCAGCUUUUCUCCACCGUCAAUUCUCAUUACGGAAACACUAACUCCUCUUCCACCCCUGCACCGGAAAACGAGGUGGAAGACGAAGCUGCUACAUGUCCGAUAUGUCUAGACGACAUUAACGUCACUAAAAGCGUAAACGGUGAACAUGUUGGAGGCGAGGAGAGCGAGAGAGCGGUGGUGAAGUGCAGGGUUUGCAAGAACAAAGUGCAUGACGAAUGCAUGCUGAAGUGGAGGGCGAGUCGGGGACGGAGACCGGCAAUCUGCGUAGUAUGCCGUUCACGGUGGCGGCGAGGCAGUGGUUCUAGCAGGACUCCUAAUGUUGGUGGUAGUAACGAGAUCAACUACCACGGUAAUUGUUACUUGAAUCUUGCUCCUUAUGUUAACGAGGAGGAUGAGGAUGGGGUUGGCACGAGUCAACGGUCAUGUUGAGGAAGUUGAAAGAUUAAUUGUUAUGUCAUGUGUUAAUUGUCAAAUUCAUGUAAACAAGAUUCACUUAACACAAAACAAAAUUGUGGGUAUAUAUUAAUUUGAUUAAA